This is a messenger RNA of Rhea pennata, 6738 nucleotides long. It is a transcript of the gene PLCB2, whose product is annotated as phospholipase C beta 2. The record is from RefSeq and is a predicted model, not a curated record. Bases 348 to 3977 code for a protein of 1209 amino acids. The transcript is spliced from 32 exons. Gene Ontology annotation, biological process: phosphatidylinositol-mediated signaling; release of sequestered calcium ion into cytosol; lipid catabolic process. NCBI's taxonomy places the organism in Eukaryota, Metazoa, Chordata, Aves, Rheiformes, Rheidae. Gene Ontology annotation, molecular function: phosphatidylinositol-4,5-bisphosphate phospholipase C activity; calcium ion binding.
CUCUGAGUAGUAGGUCCCCCCUGGAGAAAGGGUGUGCACGCAUGUGUGCUCACACGGGCAUCUCUGCCCAUCGCAAGCUUUCCUCUAGGUGACCUUGGACUGAGCUUCUCUUGCUUGUUUGGAGAGCAGUUGAUUUACAAUGCAGAUCUGUCCGUCCUCUCCUGCCUGUCCCUGCCCCUCCUAAAUUUGGCUGGGAUAUGAGGCUGUUUGCUUUCUGAUGCCAACAGUGGCAAUGGCAGAGAGCCCUGCCAUGUGAGAAGCAGAGAUAGAGAAGACGGGGCCAAGGAGGAGCGAACUGUGCGACUACUCUUCCUUCUGGUAGCUGAGGGGCACAUCUGCAGAACAGAAUGUCGAUGCUUACCCCAAUCUUGCAGCCCCCGGAGGUGAAGGAGUAUCUGUCCAAGGGUGAGCGCUUCAUCAAAUGGGAUGAUGAAACAGCAAGUGCUUCUCCUGUGAUUCUUCGGGUAGAUCCAAAGGGCUUUUACUUAUACUGGACCUAUCAGAAUAAGGAAAUGGAAAUUUUGGAUAUAACCAGCAUCCGAGAUACUCGAGUAGGGAGAUUUGCCAAAAUCCCCAAGUGCCAGAAGCUCCGAGAGGUUUUUAACUUGGAUUACCCACAUAGCACCUUCCUGCUUAAGACUCUGACUGUUGUGUCUGGCCCUGACAUGGUGGAUCUCACUUUCCAUAACUUUGUGUCCUACAAGGAGAAUGUUGGCAAGAACUGGGCUGAGGAUAUUAUGGCCAUUGUUCGGAAUCCUCUCACGUACAAUGCUUCUCGAUACACCUUCCUAGAGAAAAUCCUGGUAAAGCUGAAGAUGCAGCUUAAUGCAGAGGGGAAAAUUCCUGUCAGGAAUAUUUUUCAGAUGUUCCCUGCAGAUAGGAAGAGAGUGGAAGCAGCAUUAAGUGCUUGUCAUCUUCCAAAGGGCAAGAAUGAUGCUAUCAACCCAGAGGACUUCCCUGAGACUGUGUAUAAAACUUUCCUUAUGAACCUGUGUCCUCGGCCUGAGAUUGAUGAGAUAUUUACCUCACAUCAUUUAAAAGCUAAGCCUUACAUGACCAAAGAGCACUUGGCAAAAUUUAUCAACAAGAAGCAGCGAGACUCUCGCCUCAAUGACGUCCUUUUCCCACCAGCCAAACCUGAACAGGUGCAGAGUCUGAUAGAGAAAUAUGAGCCGAGUGGGAUUAACAUCCAGAGAGGGCAGUUGUCUCCAGAGGGGAUGGUCUGGUUCCUCUGUGGGCCUGAGAACAACGUGAUAGCACUGGACAAAUUAGUGCUGAACCAGGACAUGACCCAGCCGCUCUCACACUACUUCAUCAAUUCAUCACACAACACAUACUUAACAGCUGGUCAGUUUUCUGGCAUCUCCUCUCCUGAAAUGUACCGCCAGACACUGCUGGCUGGCUGCCGCUGUGUAGAGCUGGAUUGCUGGAAGGGCCGUCCCCCAGAUGAGGAGCCAAUCAUCACUCAUGGGUUCACAAUGACAACUGAGAUCCUCUUCAAGGAUGCCAUUGAGGCCAUUGCAGAAAGUGCUUUCAAAACAUCUCUCUAUCCUGUUAUCCUGUCCUUUGAAAACCAUGUGGACUCACCCAAGCAGCAGGCAAAGAUGGCUGAAUACUGCCGAACUAUAUUUGGAAACAUGCUGCUGACAGAGCCGCUGGAAAAAUACCCACUGAAGCCAGGAGUUCCUCUACCAAGUCCUCAAGAUCUCUUGGGAAAAAUAUUGAUUAAGAACAAAAAGAAACAAUCUAUAGCUGGAAAGAGGCAAAAUUCCUUGAAGAAAGGGAGAAAUGUAGAACCAGAAAUCACUGAGCAGCCAGCCUCUAUGGACAGUGAAGAUACAGUCUGGGCAGGUGAUGUGGCUGAAGAGGAACCAGAGGAAGAGGAGGAACAGCCAGGAAACUUGGAUGAAGAGGAAAUUAAAAAGAUGCAGUCAGAUGAGGGCACGGCCAGUUUGGAAGUGACCGCGUAUGAGGAAAUGUCCAGCCUAGUUAAUUAUGUCCAACCCAUCAAAUUUGACUCCUUUGAAGUCUCUUCCCAGAAGAACCGGAGUUAUGUCAUCUCUUCCUUCACAGAGUUGAAGGCUUAUGAUCUGCUAACCAAGUUCCCUCUACAGUUUGUAGAAUAUAACAAGAGACAGAUGAGCCGGAUUUAUCCCAAAGGCACCCGGAUGGACUCCUCUAAUUACAUGCCCCAGAUGUUCUGGAACGUCGGCUGUCAGAUGGUGGCACUGAACUUCCAGACCAUGGAUGUCCCCAUGCAGCAGAACAUGGCUCUGUUUGAGUUCAAUGGACAGUGUGGCUAUCUGCUUAAGCAUGAAUUCCUGCGGCGUCCAGACAAGCAGUUUGACCCCUUCUUUGUGGACCGCACUGAUGUGGUGGUGGCAAGUACGCUGUCUGUCACGAUCCUUUCUGGUCAGUUCCUCUCAGACCGCAGUGUGAAGACAUAUGUGGAAGUAGAGCUGUUUGGGUUGCCAAGGGACACAAAACGCAAAUACAGAACCAAAUUGACCUCCACUGCCAAUUCCAUUAACCCUGUAUGGAAAGAAGAAGCUUUUGUUUUUGAAAAGAUCAUGAUGCCAGAGUUGGCAUCUCUCAAAAUUGUGGCUUGGGAGGAAGGAGGGAAGUUCAUUGGUCAUCGUGUCAUUCCCGUUAUUGCUGUGCAUUCAGGCUAUCACCAUGUUUGUCUCCGCAGUGAAAGUAACAUGCCGCUCACUAUGCCCUCUCUAUUUGUGUACCUGGAAAUAAAGGACUAUGUUCCUGAUGCUUGGGCAGACCUGACUAUUGCUCUCUCCAACCCAAUUAAAUUCUUCAGUCUCCAAGACAAGAGAUCAGUGAAACAAAAAGAUGACUCGAUGAAGACACCUGAAACACAGAGGAAAUUCCUGUCUGCUGAAACUAAUGGGAUACCAGAUACCACUGGGAAAUUCAACACUUUUUCAAAUGGACCUGCAGGAGCAGUGGCUUUGGCCAAGGAUGAAAAUGUGAAAGGAACAACACAAAUUGCAGAGCCGCAGACAGCCAGCCUUGAAGAACUGCAGCAGAUGAAGCUGUUUCUAAAGCUGCUGAAAAAGCAAGAGAAGGAACUGAAGGAGCUAGAACGGAAAGGAAGCAAACGCAAGGAUGAGCUGCUGCAGAGAUAUUCUGCCCUCUUUUCAGCGCCUAUAUGCCAUGGAGGCAAGAAAAGGAUGAUAUACCCUGGAAAAACCCUGAAGAAGAAGAGUAUGACAACAGAUGACCUUGGCACAUGGGCAAAUCCUGUAGAAGCAGCAGAAAGCAGUGAUAGCCGAGUUCUGGAGCUGAGAGGCAGGCUGGAGAUGGACCUCAUUCAACUAGGGGAGGAACACCAUGAUGGGAUUCGAAAAAAGAAAGAACAGCACGCCACAGAGCAAGUUACCAAGAUAACAGAGUUAGCCAAAGAGAAGCAGGCAGCUGAGCUGAAGGCACUGAAGGAGUCGUCAGAAAGCAAUAUUAAAGAGAUUAAGAAGAAGAUGGAGGCAAAGAGAGUGGACCGAAUCCAAACAAUGAUGAGAAACACUAGUGACAAGGCUGCUCAGGAGAGGUUAAAGAAAGAAAUUAAUAACUCUCACAUUCAGGAAGCAGUGCAAACAAUCAAACUGGUGACAGAAAGGAUAGCCAGGUAUCAACAGAAACUGGAAGAGAAGCAGAUAGAUAAUCUGAAAAAAAUCAAGGAGAAGGAAAGCCAGCUCCAGCAGGAGGCACUGGUGGAGUAUAAGGAGAAGUUGAAAAGUCUGAAUAUGGAGGUGCAGGAGGUGGUGAAGAACUAUGCAAAAGCAAUCUUCCCUAGAGAGGCAGAGAUUCAGAAUGAAGCUGUUCUGAGCACCACUGAGGAAGAACAAGGAUCUGCAGAACAACUGGAAGAAAAGAUCCCAGUAGCAGCGGUGUCAAGGCUUACAAUAACCAUGGCUGAGCCCUCAGGGACUGAGGCAGCAGUCGAGAUUGAAGAAAGCAGAUUUUGAGAUAUGCUUCCCUUAUUCACUGUUCCACUUUAAAAAGGAUGUUUAUGGAGGCAAAUAGUGAAGUUAAAGACCAGCAGAAGUAUUUCUGUUAUCAGAAUACUAUCCCUUUCCACCCUGAGAAACUCCUGAAAUCCUUUAGGAAUUUAAUACUUACUUUAUUAUCCUAAAUAUUGGAGAGAAGCAGUCUGAAGGGCUUGCCCUUCAGAGAGUGCUUUAUUCUCCUUGCCUUCCAUAGCCUUAGCAAUGAGGUAUUUUAGCAGUAUGAAAGGGUUUGUGACUAAAGGCAAGCUGGAACUGAUAGCAGCAUCUACAUUAGCAUUUUGUUUAGAUCCUGAGUUCAUUUUUCAUGGCAAGUUUCCUGACAGUUCAUCAUGCACUUCUGUUCAAAUCACAGUUUAAUCUUUGAACUAGAUCCCUUUGACUGAAACUUAACUGAAAGAUGCUUUCCAGUAGCCCACCUAAUUGCUCCAGUGAAGUUAAGGCUAGCCCAGGUUAAACUCUCCUGAAAUACAUGUAAUGUGGGUAUCAGGUCUUCAGCAAAAUCAGUUAUGCUCUAAAGUGCCAUUCCUACUGGUGACACUACUUGCUAAUGCAGACACAGCCCCUGUCAAAGGGUCAGUUUAAUAGACCCUCAUACUAGAGCACCUCCUUGCACAAUCAAACAGUGUUGGCUCUUUAAAUGGUUCCCCACACCCCUGUCAGAUGAUGACAGUUUCAGUGUGUUGGCAUCCACACAACAUAAAACAAAAUUUCCUUCUGAGGAAAUGUGCAUUACCAGCAUGGUUGCUUUUCUUUCCUUUUAACCUCCUCCCAAUCCUUUGCAGCUCUUUCUCAGGGCAAAUUCUAACUUCAAGACUCUGCUAGUAGCCUUCAGGCAAGUUUUCAGAUCUGAAUCUGAAACCUCUUGAAGACCCAGUUGACUGAUCAAGUGGCUUCUGAGGCUAUAGAGGGCAUACUGGAAGGAUUCUGAGAAGCCCAUCAUUUGUUCCAGCUGCCCCAAGAACACGUGCAUAAUUCUCACCUGCAGCAAUCAGACAUUUCUAAAGCUUCCCUGAAACUUCUUUCCAGCAAAGAUAAAUUAGACUUGUAUUCCAGUUUUCAUGUAACAAGCCUUACCAGAAUUUCUAAAUUGUUUGAAAAUAUUUUGUUGCCCAAAUAACAAGCCAUCCAGACAUGGUGCCUUUAAGAUUUCCUUAGAAGACUGAGCACGGCUCUUAAGAAAACACAUUGAAUUAGCUAUUCAACUAGCAGAAAGUAUAGCAAUCCUCCUAAAGCUUUUGUGUACAGCCCUCCCAUUUAAUGACAACAGAGGCUCAGCAGUGACCCAUAACAGCUAUUCCUUGCUCCUGAGAAAGUCAAACUCCUGAAAUACCUAUGUUCUUUGGCACCGUCAGGGGAAGACUGCAUGCUCUCCCUUUUGCUGUUUAGUCUCCAGGUACAGAAAUAUUGCACACAUCUUUCCCCAAAGUCUUUAGUCAUUUCCUAUUUCUUCAUAAAGAAUAAUGUUCACCUCUAAUUACAGCAGGCUUUUCCCCCUCAAUAGCAUAAAAUGAAAGUAAGUCUCAUUCCAGAGUCUAACACUGAAGAAAAAUUGCCCAGCCGCAAGGUACACAUACGACUUUGAAGGGGAAAUAGUCCUCAGUGUCUUUUAGCCUUAGCACAUAUUUGCUUCUCUCUCUCUCUCUCUCUCUUUCUUUCUUUCUUUCUUUCUUUCUUUCUCUCUUCAUCAACACGAAACCUUCCAAAGAACACAGCUGGAGGUCCAGGUUCCCAAAAUCUUGGUCUUCCUUGCAACAGAGAAAAAGGGUGGGCUCCUCUAAGGCUGCUAUUGUAUUUCCACUUCGUAGGACAGGUUAGCCCUGCAUGGUGAAUGCAGGACUGACUGAUUGACUUACAUCACUGCCUCCUUUCUCUGUACAGCUCAAACACUGUCCUCUCAUCUGUUUUCUUGCACACUUUUCUUGCACAAUAUGCUUUGGCACAGCAUAUUCUCAUUCAGAAGGAAGUAAAUGGAAGGAUAUGGUCCAACUUCCAGCUUGGUCAAGGGGAAAAUGCUAAACACUGCUAAAGAGAAAUAGAGAAAAAUAUCCCAACCUCAGCCUGCAGUGGAGUAGAUUUGUGGCUACUGUAUUAUGUGUCCUGGCAUCAUCAAACUAGCUUUCCUUGCACUGAUAAGCCCUUCAACUUAUUUGGCUAUUCCAGCCAUCAUUUUUUGCCACUGUAUAGAGUGCCUGAGGGUCUCUUUAAAGCCACCUGUAGCAGAGAAACAAGUGAGAACAUGGUUAGAAAAGGUACCUGCAUCUUUUGGUUAUUGAAACCUUUGCCCUCAAUUUGAGUCAAGACUAGAAAGGAGGUGUCCUUGACCAUAGCAACUGCUGCCCCCCCCAAAGAAAAAUUUCAGUACUGCUCUGUGGUGGAACCUAAUAAGAUUUCUCCUUUCCCCUAAUUUUUUUUUUUUUUUUCACGUUUAUGUCCUGUCUGGAUAAGUAAGCUUGAUUAUGGCAAUCCUAUAGCAUGCAGUGGAUAUUCAUGAAAAUUGUUAUAUGUAGAAACUGCAUUAAUGAAUAUAAUGAAUACAUUAUGAAGUGCUGCUAUAAAAGAGAGCACCAAGUAGUUAUCAGAGACAAGAUGUUCCAAACCUGCUCUGACAUCCAAGAAGAGACCAUAUCUCCUCUGCAGUGUUACAUAAUACUGAAAUUAUGUAUGAUAAAUCUCUGACUUAUUUAUUUACUAAAAAAUAAAAUACUGCAUUUCUUCAAAA